Messenger RNA from Manihot esculenta (cassava), 417 nucleotides. Its product is annotated as protein FAR-RED ELONGATED HYPOCOTYL 3-like. Bases 1 to 417 code for a protein of 138 amino acids. Gene Ontology annotation, biological process: regulation of DNA-templated transcription. The transcript has 3 exons. The record is from RefSeq and is a predicted model, not a curated record. NCBI's taxonomy places the organism in Eukaryota, Viridiplantae, Streptophyta, Magnoliopsida, Malpighiales, Euphorbiaceae.
AUGUCGAGCAACAACGGCGUGAGGGGUGUGCUCAGUGAUGCCUUGCCUCUAUGUGGAUCUUGCGACAAUAACAAUGUUGAUGAAAUUCAGUCAGUAGGAAGAGAUCAAGCUCCAGCUGUUGGCAUGUAUUAUGAAAAUGAGGAUCAGAGGCUUACUAACUUUUUUGGGGUGCAUCCUCGAAGCAUCGCAGCUUAUGAAGAAUUUUGUGAUGUUGUUAUAGUUGAUACAACAUAUCUUGUUAAUCAUUAUAGAAUGUCAUUUGCUAGCAUUAUCAGAAUAAAUGAUUACGAACAAUCAAUUCUAUUAGGCAGUGCACUUAUUUCUCAUGAGGAUUCUAAAAGUUUCAAAUGGAUUUUCAGUAUGUGGCUUGCAGCGAUGAGAGGUCGUGCUCCUUAUGCAAUCAUGACUGAUCAAUGA